AUGCCAAAACAAAAAUCUCCUGUUUGGCUACACUUUGACGAAGUGUACGAUGACAAAAACAUUUUACAUGGGCAGUGUAAAUACUGUAAGGUUAAAUAUGUAUCUAAUGCACAACGCAUGGAAAAACAUUUGGUAAUAAGAUGCAAGAAGUGCCCUAACUCAGUAAAAGAAAACUUUGGAGCCUUGUCUAAAAACACGGAAGAUUGUUUACUUAAGGAAUCUACUCGGAAGAAAUGUAGUCAAGGAAAGCUGAUUAGUUACGUAGAUAAAAUAUCAAAAGAUAAAAAAAUAGAGAUGGAUAAAACUUUAGCAAGAGCAGUUUUCUCCAGCUGCUCUCCAUUCGUACCAGUUGGAAAUAAUUAUUUAAAAAAGUUUUUAAAAUUGGCUUCACCGGGUUACAAUCCACCGUCAAAGGAUCAAUUGUCUGGGAGGAUUUUUGAUGAAGAAUAUCAAUUAUUACAGUCAGUUAUGAAGAAUAAAUUCGAAAACUCUCAUUCUUUGACAAUUUUGUCUGAUGGCUGGACGGAUAUUAAUCGUGUCUCCUUAAUUAAUAUUGUAUUCAUGACACCAGAGCCUGUUUUCUAUAAGGCAAUAGACGCUAGUGGACAUUCACACACCGGAAAAUAUAUUUCAACAGUUUUAAGUGAAGCAAUAGAAGAAGUUGGGCCCAAUAAAGUUCAUGCCUUAAUCACUGAUAACGCACGAAACAUGAAAUCAGCAUGGAGCAUCUUAAAACAAAAAUACACCCACUUAAUCACGUUUGGAUGCGUCGCUCAUGGCCUUAAUUUGCUAGAUAAGGACAUUGUUUCAGUGUCAGAAAUUAAAAAAGUUAUUGUAAGGUCAAAGGAAAUAAUUAAGUUUUUCCAAAAUCAUGUAUUGAAUAAUUCAGUGUUGAUGGAGAUUCAACGACAGAGAACAAAUAAGACUUUACACUUACAGCUGCCUGUUGAUACUCGCUGGGGCACUUAUUGUAUAUGUUUAAACAGCUUAUUAAGAAUUAAAGAAUCGUUGCAAGUGGCAACUUAUGAUCCUCAUGUUUCUAAAAGUAUAACCGAAGAAAUGAGACAAGAUUUAAGAGGCGAUGAUUAUUUUUGGCCUAUGUUAAAAAAUAUAAACGACUUAUUAGAUGUUCCGUGUUCUAUUAUAAAAUUUUUGGAAGGUGAUUAUCCUACUUUGAUGAUGGUAUCAAAAAAAUUAGUUGAAAUGUACGGAGAUUUUAUUGAAAAAUCUUAUUUUCUACAAGAGAAAAUACAAAGUUUCGUUGAAGAUAAAUAUUUGGCUCGUAAAGAAUUUAUCUCACACCCUGUGCAUUACGCAGCUCACCUAUUGAACCCUCAGCUUGUUAAAUUUUCACUAUCGGAAAUUGACAAAAUUGCAGCUGUGGAAUUUAUUGAAGAAUUCGCUACAAGUUUAAAAUUGAAUGGCGACAAAGUUAUUUUAGAUCUAGGUGACUAUCUAACUCAACAAGCUGUUUGGGGUAAUAAAUCUCUUUGGAGUGAAUCUAAAUUAUUAAAUCCAAUUACUUGGUGGGAAUUAUAUUUUUCCAGCCGAGAUCUUGCGAAAUUAGCUGUAAUAAUUCUAAGUAUUCCUGCCACAUCAGCAGCAUGUGAAAGAAACUGGAGUUCAUUUGGUCAUAUCAAAACUAAAAAGCGGAAUCGUUUAACUGUUCAAAAGACUGAGAAGUUUGUAUUUGUUAAGUCUAAUUUACAUUUGCUCGACGACCACAAUAAUUACUUGCCAGUAAAUUACGAUAAAACAAAAGAAACCAUGAAAGAUUUAUGUAUCUCUGAAACUAUGCAAUUAGACCAAAGCUUAGAUAUAAUCAGCGAUGUUGAGUAUUCCGAAUAUGAAAUAUUAGAAGAAAUGGAUUCUGAUUGUGCGUCUCGGGGCUUAAGUGCUUCUCAACUUAUUGAACAUGCAUUAUGGUGGACUGGACCACCGUGGCUCUCGCAAUCUCCUGAAUUUUGGCCAUCAACGGUAGCACCAUCUCCAGAACAUGAUUUGGAAGAAAGACCCGGCAUUUCACUCUCAGCAACGUCACCGCCAUUAGUAUGGGAUCUCAUUGACUUACCUCAAGUCAAAUCCUUCAAUAAAAGUCUUCCGAAGCUAUUCAGAAUCACGGCGAUUUGUCAGCGAGCCAUCUCAAGAUUCAAACGAGUUCCAAACUCCAGUUUAGCCAUCUCACCAAUUAAUCCAGCUGACCUAGAAGCUGCAAAGCAGUUUUGGAUACGGGAGACUUAA
Molecule: messenger RNA, 2241 nt
Organism: Microplitis mediator
Lineage: Eukaryota; Metazoa; Arthropoda; Insecta; Hymenoptera; Braconidae
Exons: 4
Coding region: 1-2241 (746 amino acids)
Molecular function (GO): DNA binding; protein dimerization activity
Source: RefSeq, a predicted model, not a curated record